This is a messenger RNA of Leishmania braziliensis MHOM/BR/75/M2904, 3027 nucleotides long. RefSeq lists its product as hypothetical. The coding region runs from base 1 to 3027 and encodes 1008 amino acids. The transcript has a single exon. The record is from RefSeq and is a predicted model, not a curated record. Lineage: Eukaryota; Euglenozoa; Kinetoplastea; Trypanosomatida; Trypanosomatidae.
AUGCGUCGGCGACUCGCCGUCUUUGUUUUCUCCGAGCACCGUUCAGCGAAGACAGCUUCGACCCUUUCCCACAUCCCCGUCUUCUAUGUUCCGCUCCGAUGGCAGUCAAACUACGAGAGUGAUCCUCGCAACCCCCGGUCUGGUACAGGUUUCCACUCGGGUAAUGCACCACUGCCCCAACCAGCAGAGGCGACGACAUCAAAGGCGGAGACCGUCGUCAAGGAAGCAACGAUCCCGGAUCGUAUGAUUCUCGACUGGAGCGGAGGCUCCGCCUACUACUUCUCUGAAGAAGAAAAUACGCGGCUGUUUCCGUCCAACUCGUGCCCAGUCUCGGAUGGAGGGUCUCGAGGUCCUGCUGGUCCCCUUUCCCCCCCACACGUGGGUUCCUCUAACAGCGAUGGCGGAACGAAGGGUGACAUAGCGGAGCCGACGUCGCGGGCGGUGAUUCACGGCGUGGCGCGCAACUUCUCCAUCGAUCUCACCAUUCCGCCUGUACGCCGCGAGGAGGUGGAGCGGUGGAAGUUGGACGGAUACCUGUUUUGCAAGGGCUUCAACGCGUCAGGGAUCUCGGCAUAUUCAACGAAAAGGUACAACCAGCUGCUUCCCUCAAGUGCCAUGGUGACGUACCUCGGGCCUGAAAUGCGCAAGCUCGAUCAGAUACAUCGCCAGAAAGGCUUCUUUACGCCCUCUGAGGUUGCCGAGGUGUUUAUCCCACUCGUCCCAACAUUUCCUGUGGAGAGUCGUCAUGUCAUGGCGGCGGUACCUCCGGCGAUCAUGAAGCGAAUAGAGAAGGCGGCCCGCUCGACUUCAACGCUGGCGCAAAUGGUGUUUGAGCACUACCCGAUGCUUUUUCACUACUCUCCAAAUCGCUACCGACCAGCGCUCGUGCAGCUGAACUCUGAGUUCUGGUUUGUGCGCCAGCAUCCCGGGUACGGAAAGGCGGAUCGGGCGUUAUUGCAGUUCCGGAGCCACGGAGCAAUAGACUUUGAUGCGCGCAACACUGCCGACGGCAAGUCUGGCGUGGAGCCGCUAUACGCGGCUGAAGAAAAGGCUGCCGCUGAGGCGGCUCCCUCACUGCGCAGGGGACCCCGUGGUGCUUCGAUGCGGCGACCCUGGAGUGUCGAGAUGCUCGCUGUUCUCGUCCGCAACCUCCCGCGCGUGCCGACACCAGAGGGUAUCUCAGAUGGUAUGGCGAGCAAAAAGGUGUCUUUACCGAGAGAAGGCAAGCCGCUCGUGCGGGAGCGCUACCGUCCGUUGAACCUUGUUCAAUGGGUGAAUAGCUUUCCUCCCGACGACCUCGCGUUUGUCAACAAAACACGUGAAGUUGCCGUCGUGCAGCUCAUCACGCAAUACGUGCACGUGUUUCAGCUAAUGAGCUUGAAGAAGGGCGACCAUAACCUCUUUGUUGAGGGACACGUGCUUCUUUCAGGAGGGACCGGGAGCGAAUGGAAAGCGGAUGCGGUAGCCUCGCCCGCCUCAAGUGCAUCUGCCGUACCAAGCACCGAGAGCGGUGACGAGGCUUCUCCGGCACGUGAAGCAGUCGAAGAGGAGGAAGGCAUAACCGGCUGGUGGUCUGUCGACGUCGCUAGUAUUCCGGAGGAAACUGGCACCGCUAAGAGCCGUGCCGGCCCGCUCAAGACAGGCAACACUACGUCCACCGCCGAUGACCGAGAGAGAGCCUUCAAGCAAGCGGUGGCGGAAGAGCUGAUCGACUUGGAUGACCUUGCGGAGGAGCGUGGCGGUGGUGCUACCCCGCUGGACUCUGAGGGUGACUUCCCCGCCACUGUUGAGGACGCUCAUCAGCUCAGGGGUGCUGCGUUAGGUGGGGAAGGUGACGAAGAGGUGUUUCAAGACGGAGGCAACGAGGUAGAUACCUACCGCGAUGACGGCAUCCCGACUUUGCAGCGCGUCAGAGAUUCGCAAGCUCAGCGGGAACCACCGAAAGGUCCUUGCAUGGAUGAGGUAACGACAUUUGGUUUGCCCCUCGAAGAACUCUACGUUCGGCGCCUUCCACCAGAUGUGGCGCCUCGAAGUCUGAGUGACUUGGACGAAACCACUUCACCCGAUCCGGAGCUGCUCGUUAUCGCUGCCAGCUUUCUGGCCUCGCCACCUUCACUGCAGUCGUCCACCACUGACUGCUUUUUCCGACGAUGUCGGCAGCAACGGUGGAGGGAAGUGAGGCCAAUCGAUGAGGUUUGGCGUUGGCUUGCAGUGGAGCGAUUAUAUUCUGCAUUCACCGUGGAGCAGCGGCGCCACCUGCGUGACCGCUACCGAGGGCUGGUGGGUUUUCUGCGCUACCACGGCAAAGUAUUUGAGCUUAGUGGCGAUCUUAUGUACGUCAUCGCGCAUGACCCUAGGGGCACCAUGGCCCCUAUUCCACCCAUGGAACGCGUGUUCCGCUAUGCUAAUCGUGUGGUUCUGCCAGACGACUUUGAUGACAAUCCAGACCGAUGUGCCUCCCUCGUUGGCGAGGCUGAGCGCAAGAUGUUCGUGCGGGUCCUCGGGGAAGGUGCGAUUCCGAGUCACCGGCGCCACCUGCUGCUGCUGGAUCCUGAUAAUCCGCUCAUGCUGCACGAGGUACUCUAUGACGAGAUCGCCAACCUCCUGCCGGACCACCCAGUGCCCUUUAUCGACCUGAUGACGCGGCUGCCGCCGGUGAUGCGCGCAGCCCUCCCGCACACGCUCAACUUCUCUGCCAGCAAGUGCAUUGACGUGUACGUUGAGAGAGGCAAAACCAUGAUUCGGAAAAAGUUAGCGGCUCGGCUAGGCGCGGCACCAUCGCCGUCGAAACCACGGAUGAGUGUGGAGGAGGCCAUUGCCGAGCUACUUCAACUUCCAGUUGGUAAGGACGGCAUUUCGCUAAGGGCACUGGUCGGUAUGUACUUAUCUGUGCCGGCCACCUCUACCUUGGAGGACCACUUCGGCUCCGUCGGACGCGCCGUGCGGAUGCUGCCGCAGUACUUCGAAGUCUGGGAGCAUGAUGCCCCUGGGCGCAAGAGAAUGGUGAUGGUGCGUCUGCGCCAGUGA